Molecule: messenger RNA, 2769 nt
Organism: Agelaius phoeniceus (red-winged blackbird)
Lineage: Eukaryota; Metazoa; Chordata; Aves; Passeriformes; Icteridae
Source: RefSeq, a predicted model, not a curated record
CCAAGGAAUGGGAUACUCGAGUUAUCUGCUCCCCGUUAUCUGCUGUUUACGUGCCUCUUCUGUCGCCGAUACCGGUGCUGCAAUCGGCCGCGAGUGUUUCCCUGGUGUGGCCCUACCGCUAAUUGUUUCCUGGCAAUUUAACGGGAAUUCAGGGCUGGCUUUUGGCAGUGGCACCUCUUUUCCCUGUCCCGGUCCUCACUUUUCCAGGAGCAGGACCUUUAGGGCUGAGCCUGACGGCUUGUUCUGCCUGGUGGGAGCUUUGGAGGUGUUUUCCAGUACCUUGAGAGCCCUCUGUGUUCGGGCAAGCGUUCCUGCCUGAUUCCAGUUAUCAGCAUGGUUUAUAUGGACUCCACCUCCUUCUCUCCUCUCCCUUAAUCUUGGAAGAGGCUUUUUUCCUCUUUUCCUCCCAGUGAUCCUGGCAGAAAGCUGAAGUCGUCCUGCCCCACUCCUACUGGGCAGGCGUUGUGCAUUUUUGUGUGUCUCAGUCCAUGAAACGGGUGCAGAAACCCACGGCUGCUGGUUUUGGGCCAGCGAAGAAAAUCAGCUUUUUGUUAAAUUCAGUUCUUGCAGGAAGAGGUGUGUUCGUACCUGGAAAAGUGCUCCUAAAUCCCAGCCUUGCUGGAGUUGUUCCAUAAAUCCCCUCAGCAGCACGCUGUGUGUGUGUAGGCAGAGGUGUUUUCCUGUGUGUUAAACACGCGUCCCUUUCCAUGGAGAAAGCCCAGCCGGCACUGAAGGUUUGGAAUCCGAGCCGAGGGCGAUGGGAUUUGGCUGGAGCCUGGCGUGGAGGAGUGGGAGGGGAGGGCACUUGGCUCUCACCCUGCCAAUCUGGGCAGCAGCGGAGCCGAGGGUGUUGAUCCCGAUGAAGGAGGUGACAUUCCUGCCAGUGCAAGCUGCGGAGGAACACUGGGAUGCUGCUGGAUCCCUGCAGGGACGCUGUGGCCUCGGGGACAAAAGAGCCUUUCCCGGUGGGCACACCACGUGUAGGCUGAGCAAAUCGCGGGAUCCCGGUGCCGACCUUUAAAUGGAAAAUGGGCAAUGGGUGUGCAGGAGCAGGGUGUGAUUGGAGAGCAGUCCUGGGAGAGGCUGGGUUUAGUGCUCCAGCUCCUGCAGGAUCCAGGGCAGGCCCCACGUGAGCUCUGAUGGCUGAAUCACCUGUCUUGGCACCUGGGACGAUGCAGCUGCCGAGCAGGAGCUUGCAGCUCCCAAGCUUUUCCCUGGGUUUUGGCACACUGAUUCCUUGCUAAUCCUGGAAGUACUCGUGGGUCCUGGUGGUUUUCUGCUGGAGGUGGUGGUCUGUGUCCUCAGGACCACGAGGAAGGAGAGCCUUCAACGCCAAACUCUGUUCUGGGAGGGACAGAAGAGGAUUGUGUCUGCUUAUGAGGAGAGCUCAUACCCUGACAGUCCUGUUCAUCCUCACGUGUGCACUGGGCUACGUUACCCUGCUGGAAGAGACUCCCCAGGACACAGCCUACAACACAAAGAGAGGAAUCGUCGCCAGUAUUUUGGUUUUCUUGUGCUUUGGGGUGACACAAGCUAAAGAUGGACCAUUCUCAAGACCUCACCCAGCUUACUGGAGGUUUUGGCUGUGUGUCAGCGUGGUCUAUGAGCUCUUCCUCAUCUUCAUCCUCUUCCAGACAGUGCAGGACGGGAGGCAGUUCAUGAAGUACAUCGACCCCCACUUGGGGGUUCCUCUGCCUGAGAGAGACUACGGGGGCAACUGCCUCAUUUAUGACCCUGGCAAUGGAACUGAUCCCUUCCACAACAUCUGGGACAAGCUGGAUGGAUUUGUUCCUGCUCACUUUUUUGGGUGGUACCUGAAGACUCUGAUGAUUCGGGACUGGUGGAUGUGCAUGAUCAUCAGUGUCAUGUUUGAGUUCCUGGAGUACAGCCUGGAGCACCAGCUCCCAAACUUCAGUGAAUGCUGGUGGGAUCACUGGAUAAUGGAUGUGAUCUUAUGUAACGGGUUAGGAAUUUACUGUGGGAUGAAGACCCUGUCCUGGCUUUCCUUGAAAACCUACAAAUGGCAAGGGCUCUGGAACAUUCCAACCUACAAAGGCAAGAUGAAGAGGAUUGUGUUCCAGUUCACCCCCUACAGCUGGGUGAAGUUCGAGUGGAAGCCGGCCUCCAGCCUGCGCAGGUGGCUCGCCGUCUGUGGCAUCAUCUUCGUGUUUUUAUUGGCAGAGCUGAACACGUUUUACCUGAAGUUUGUGCUGUGGAUGCCCCCUGAACACUACCUGGUGCUGCUUCGCCUGGUGUUUUUUGUCAACGUGGGAGGAGUGGCCAUGAGGGAGAUCUACGACUUCAUGGACGACCCGAAGUUCCACAAGAAGCUGGGCCAGCAGGCCUGGCUGGUUGCUGCUAUUACUGCCACGGAGUUCCUGAUCGUGGUCAAGUACGACCCCUACACGCUCACCCUCUCCCUGCCCUUCUACAUCACCCAGUGCUGGAUCCUGGGGAUUAUCCUGGUGCUCACCUGGACAGCCUGGCGCUUCUUCAUCCGGGACAUCACCCUGCGGUACAAGGAGAUCCGGCGGCAGAAGCAGGAGCACAGGCAGGAGCACAGGCCCGAGAAGGACAAAUGCCUGAGCAACGGGGAUGGACACUCAGCCCUGCUGGAGGAGCCCAACGGGGGCAAGCUGCGGGAGAGGAAACUCUGAGCACGGACACGGGGCUGACAGGAACUCGUGGUGCCCUGGUGCACAGUCCCAACCUUAUCCUACCUAACUCCUCAUUGUCCUUGUUAGCGUUCCAGCGUGUGGGAAUCCUCAC